Anoplophora glabripennis (Asian longhorned beetle) is the source of this 3114-nucleotide messenger RNA. RefSeq lists its product as uncharacterized. Gene Ontology annotation, cellular component: nucleus. The transcript has 6 exons. Gene Ontology annotation, biological process: regulation of transcription by RNA polymerase II. The record is from RefSeq and is a predicted model, not a curated record. The coding region runs from base 111 to 2882 and encodes 923 amino acids. NCBI's taxonomy places the organism in Eukaryota, Metazoa, Arthropoda, Insecta, Coleoptera, Cerambycidae.
UAGCUUGAAGUAAGUAAGAAAAUAUGAAAAUAUCUUAAGUGAAUUUAUGUUGUUUUUGUUUUCGUCAUUGGGAUGUGGUUUAUGGUCCGAAAAACGCUUAACUCAAAAUCAUGGCAUGGAUUGAAAAAAUGGACCAAAAUGAAAAUUCAAGUAAUAUUCUAGUGACGCACGAUCUACAAGAUUGUCUUGACGAAAGUUUGGAUUUUAAUUUUAACAAUGUCUAUGUGCCCAUAUCGGACAACCAAAAUACAAAAUUUUUGGAUAAUAUUAAAACCGAGAAGUCUUAUUCUUAUAUUGGAAAAAUCGAGCACAAUGACGAAAAUGUUGGUUUUGUCCAACAUACAGUUUCCCUUGAUGAAAUAUAUAUGCAGAUCAACCCGACGUCUUCAAGUAAAAUGCCAAAUGAGCCAUCUCAUGCCACCUUAACGAUAACUAGCACUAACCCCGAUACCAAAGAAACUACCGUAAAUAGAUUUCACUGUGAAUACGAAGGCUGUUACCGGACAUAUAGUACCGUUGGAAAUUUACGGACACAUAUGAAAACUCAUAAGGGUGAAUUUAGAUUUAAAUGUACAGAACCGAACUGUGGAAAGGCUUUUUUAACCUCGUAUAGUCUCAAAAUACAUAUCAGAGUUCAUACCAAAGUAAAACCGUUUGAAUGUGGCCAGGAGGGCUGCAACAAGGCAUUCAAUACUUUAUAUCGAUUAAGAGCCCAUGAAAGGUUGCAUAAUGGAAAAACUUUUAACUGCGAGUCGGAAGGCUGCUUGAAGUAUUUCACUACUUUCAGUGACCUUAAGAAGCAUAUCCGAACGCACACGAGGGAAAAACCAUAUAGAUGUGUAGAGACUGGGUGUGGCAAAGCAUUUGCGGCCAGUCACCAUCUGAAAACUCACCAAAGGAUACACACAGGGGAAAAACCGUAUGCUUGUAAGGAGAGCACAGAAUGUAACAGAGCAUUCUCCACGCCGCACAGCUUGAAAUCACAUAUCAAAACGCAUCAAAAACACGGCAAUAAAACUAUUAACCCAGAUCUAAAUAUUAAAACGGAUUCAAACUCGCAAGACAACCAGGAAGUGCAUAAUUUUGACUCGGGUUUAGUCAGUGAAAACAAUUCUGAUACACCGUUAAGUACAAACGUUGACCAAGUCGAUUUGAAACAGAGUCCUCUCUCGCAAAGUCUGGAGAUGGAGGAACUGAAACAGGUCGGAGAACCAUCCUUUGACUUUGAAGACUUCCAAAAACAUCAGGAUGCGGAAGAUACCGACAAAUUAAAACAGGUGCCCGACUUGCUAACUCCAACGGAAACAACGCUCGAUCAACUUAGUUUUGACAAUAUUUAUGGAGACUUUUCGUAUACUCCAACAGACAAUUUACUCACUCCAAACUACCUGAACCAAAGCACAACGGAAAGCAAUGUAAAUAUGCCAUUAGAAGACCAGUCCAAAGCAAAAUUUGCUGCCGUAAUAGAAGAACACUUCGAGAUGGCUAACGGGUUGAAAAACUAUGCAACCGUCAGUACUGAAAAUAUACCCAUUCAACUAUCUUACAAUAUUGGCACCGAAAAUAUAGAAAACGGCAAAGACGGGGAAACCCUCAUCAACAAUACGCAUGUAGAAUUGGAGGAGAACUCUAUUAUAACAGAAUUUGAAAAUGCUGGUAUUAAUUUGUACGACAUAAAUUUGAAUAACGAUACGGGAAAUAGUGAAAAUACUUUCAGUAUGUUUAAUUCGGUUUUUCAACCGGAUGACGGCGUCAAGGUAGAUGCUUCUAAAGUCAAAAUUAUAAGUGUCAAAAACAUACCAAACCAAAGCCCUAGUGAGAAUAAUCGGGUCAUCGACAGCUCAGUGAAUUUGAAGAAUCAGAUAUACACUCCGGAAGCUCUACAGAUGUCCCUGGCCUGUGAUGAAGAGAUGUCGUCUGCCUGGGUGGAUGUAGUAAACUAUGCAAACACCACAAGUCAAGCCAAUAUUUUCCAGGAGAACCUUAACGAGAACCCUUUGACGGCCCUACCCACGGCCAUUCAGACAUACCUCAAUUUGCCUCCCGUACAAAGCAAUGUGCCUAUAUCGAAAUCCACCGAUCUCUUAGCUAAUACCGACUUACUCGAUACCUCCACAAACCUGUUAGAUAGUGCGGGCGACAACAUCAUCAAGACAGGGAAUACCAACGCGAAUCUGAUAAAAAAUCUGACGGCGGAGGCUAAUAUAUGCGCCUGUACGGACUGCAAAUGUGACGCCAUCAACAACUGUCAAAGUUGCACCGGACCCGAGGAAAAUUACCAAAGUUGUGGUACGAACAAACAAGCUAGCACCAAAAAUUUAGCCGGCAGAGGCAAUCCCGAAAAUUUCGCACCUGCUUCCGCACAGUCUACGUGCUGCUCUUCUAAACCAAGGAAUAACUUCAUCGGUAAUCAAAACGGUUGUGCCAAAGCCGCACCUAGCCAAAAUUUCGCUUCUGCAUCAAAUUGCUCCUCCUCUAAGCCAGUGAACGGUUUCAUUACCAACCAGAGUGGUUGCGGUUGUAGUCGUAGUGGCAACGCUACGACCAGCCAGAAUUUUUCGCUCGGCUCGCAAAUGUCUCGGUGUUCCGGUGGCAAAUCUGUUCCGAAUGCAGUUUUUACGCAAAAAUCUGGCUGUUGCGGCGCUUCCAAUCAAAACGUCGACUCCGGCUCAACCUCAAGUGGUUUAGGUGUCAAUGCAACGUGUCCCGGUACUGAGACUGUAAUAAAUAUGAUCAAGUCCAGCAAUACAUCGUGUGCGGAAAAGGGUGACGAUUGCUGUGUGGUGGUGUGCUUGAAAACCAUGGACCAAUUGAGGCAAAUGCUCAACUUGACCGGAGGAGGGUGUGUACCAGGCCUUCUGGAGUGGGCCGUGCCCCCCUAGCUACGCCCAUGAAAAUACUUACCUUUCACUGUAGGCAGUGACUAUAACAAGAAUUCUUGUUAUAGUCACUGCUGUAGGUAUAUAGGUAAAUAAAUGUAUAUAGUUUAAGCAUUAUGAUUACUUAAAAUUCAAUGCCUAAUUAUAUUUUAUGUACUGAUGCAGAUUGUACUAGUCACUUUUUUGUUAAUUUUCAAAUUAUUAUUCAGAAACAGAUGUUGAUUGUUAUGUUUUA